AUGGCCAAUGACAAUGCAUUGAAAGUGGAAAUGCUAGUCGUGUACCAAAAGUGUAUGCACAACCAUGCAGCCUCCAGCAGAGGAUUCCUCCUCGAUGGUUGCGGCCUCUUCGAGGCCCCUAGCGGCACCACCGCCGGGUCCCGCGAGGCCAUGUUCUGUGCCGUCUGCGGCUGCCACCGCAACUACCACCAGAGAGUCGCGGUGGAAAUUCCGCAACACUACCACUCCUCCCGCUCCUCCUCCGCCUCGCACCCCCACCAACAACAACAGCCCGCCUCCUACCCCCACCAACAACAACAGCCCGCCUCCCACCCCCACCACAACCACCGUGGUGGCAGAGGCACCAUGAUCAUUCGCCGCGAACCGGCCUCUGCACCGGGCCGUUUCGCUCCCGAGCAGGCGGCGGCUCGUCGGCAGACGCCGGCAGCGAGCCCCGCCCUGACCACCACUCCGGCCACCAGACGUGUACAGAGCCGAGCCCCACAUCGACAUGCGGAGGGCACUUCUGCUGCACGACAGGGAGUGCCACCUCAGCAUGGGGUGCGUGCCACGCGCGCAAAGAGAAUAACGAGGGCCCAAACCGAAAUGGUGAGGGCCUUGACUGAGAGGAACAACUGGAAAAAGUUCCGGGAGUACUCUCAGGCCGAGGUUUUACGUAUUUGUUCCGAUUUCGGAAUAACUACACUGGCCCUCAAAAACUGCAUCUCUUCUCUACACAGGCGAAGAAGAAAAGCUGCAAUAGCUGCAAUAGAUCAACACUAG
This is a messenger RNA of Erythranthe guttata (spotted monkey flower), 762 nucleotides long. The record is from RefSeq and is a predicted model, not a curated record. Lineage: Eukaryota; Viridiplantae; Streptophyta; Magnoliopsida; Lamiales; Phrymaceae.